Molecule: messenger RNA, 944 nt
Organism: Guillardia theta CCMP2712
Lineage: Eukaryota; Cryptophyceae; Pyrenomonadales; Geminigeraceae
Exons: 1
Coding region: 215-871 (218 amino acids)
Source: RefSeq, a predicted model, not a curated record
AUCCCCAUUGUUUAUUCGACUUUGUUCCUGAAGAAUCGCUUACUGAAUAUUCACUUUGAGUAAUUCACGACACGGAGUUCAGUAACACACAGAGACAUUGCCAGACUGUCAAUCUGGUAAUAUUGAAUAACCUGUUGACAUCCUCGUAAGGAAAGAAAUUCAUAUUUAUCAUUGCUGAAAUUUACCCACACAUCAAGAAAAGUUGACGGCCAACAUGAUAGCGAGACUUUUCGUUCAGAGUGUCCUAGUGUUGUCUACACUUCAAUGCGUAUCAUGCUUCGCUCCUCAUAUUUGGAUGAAAUCUGGCAAGGGAAGCACGGAAUCAGGAAGCAGAACAAUUGUGCCAGGCAGGACCAGGCAAGUUGUAAUUCAGAAGACAACCCCCACUUACCUCCAGACUCCUCCUCCUCUUCCCCCCCUCUCAGCAAGAUUGAUGGGUUUGGAGAAGGAGGAACUGGACAACCAGAAGAUGGCAUGGCAGCUUGACCCUGACUGCCCCGUCAGGAGGAAGGCAAGGUCGAAUCGUGCCAAGGCUGUUCGUUCAAGAAAGUCUCAGCUGAGGUCCAAGAAAGCUGCCAAGGACACGCACAAUACUGACGCUCUGUCCAUGGGUCUGCUGUAUGUGUCUUGGGCGCUCAGGGCAGGGGCAGCGGUUUCUAUGAUGACGGUGGGACUCCUGGCGCUGAGGGCAGCGGGGAUGAUGGCUCUGAGGUUUUUUGGGAUUUUCUCGGCGUCGUUGGUGUUUGGGAUCAUCGGGUUGAUAGGGUUAUUCAACUCAUUGCGCAAGGAUUCCAAUGUUGAAGUGAAGAAGGGGAAGGAUCAGCUGACGGACGUGGCUAACGACCAUCACCCUGGCUCCUUCUGCAUGUAAAUUUCUAUGUUUGAUGACGUUGUCACUUUUCCAUUCUUUCUCCUGUAGUUUAUCCAAUGAAAAGACUCUUGUG